AUGAAUCCUCGAACCCCUUGUGAUGAUUUCGUACUUGGCUCAGGAUUGGAAAAAUGCUCUGCGUUGGAGAGACUGUUUGAGAUUUCGCAAUUAGAGAUCGACACUGACAGUCCAUUCAAUUUAUUAUAUCAAAAGGAUUCUGAUGUUUUAUUGCCAAUUGAUGAUAAUGAGAUGACUGCUUUGCAACGAGAAAUUCAGCAAUUUUCAAACUCUACUAACAUUCGUUUGAGUCCGAAGCGAAAGCAAAUGAUUGAAAUUGAUUUGAACACUUUCAACCGCAUCAAUUCAAUGAUUUCUGAGCUUGAGGUGGACUCAUCACUCGACCUGCAUCGGAGAGUAAAACGCGGGGCGACAGCGGAAAACAACUGCAACGACGAAAAAUUGAGGAAACUCAUCAAAAAUAAUAUUAGCAAAGAUGCGAAAACGUCGAAGAAGAACAUUCAGAAAGCGGCAAACAAGGAGUUCAAAGGUCAUUUCAAUGUGAUCUGCUCGCCUUGCGAAUUUUCGUUUGUCGUCGCUUCACAGAAGUACUGCGAUGGAUUCAAAGACGGCAUAGCUUGUUUUGCUUUCCUUCAGCCGCCGACAAAAUUGAAAGCUCAAGAUUAG
Messenger RNA from Caenorhabditis bovis, 606 nucleotides. The record is from the annotation of a GenBank genome assembly. Lineage: Eukaryota; Metazoa; Nematoda; Chromadorea; Rhabditida; Rhabditidae.